This is a messenger RNA of Seminavis robusta, 957 nucleotides long. Lineage: Eukaryota; Bacillariophyta; Bacillariophyceae; Naviculales; Naviculaceae. The record is from the annotation of a GenBank genome assembly.
AUGUGUAAACCAAUGUUGCCCCUCAAGGCCGGGGAUGAAGAAACCGGCACGGCUGCGAUGAAAGAUGUUUCCUACGACAAGAGCUUUGCUCCUUCUCUCAACUUUUUGGAGUUGUCGGAUCUGUUCGAUCUCAGCAAGCCUUGGGUGUUGGUAGAGAAUGGUUCCUACCAGGGAUACUUCGACAACGUGCCAGCUGCUUUCCGUGUCGGUCCUUGGAAACUGGCUUGUCGUCUCUAUCUAGUGGUGGCCGUUGCUUGGGUCCUAUUCGAGUGCAUCCAAUGUUACCUUCAUCCUCCCACGGUGCCUGAAACUGACUACCACAGCACCUAUGGAACCAAUACCUGGCAAUGGUGGUACAAUGCUACUGGAUUUGCAUGGACACUCUACAUUGCAUACAAAUCACUCAAGACUCCCAUGGGAUGGAGUGCUGGGCUUUCCUACACUCUCCAGAGUUGGACACUCAUCACUCUCCGCCAUGGACUCUCCGCAUUGGCGCCCUUUGUUCCAGAACUGGCUGUCAUCAAUGAACACUUGAGGUUCCCCAUGCUCCUUCAGACAGCCAUCACCUUUCUAGUGUGGAACUUCAUACUCUUUCCUGCCAUUGCCAUCACUAUGAAAAACCCAAACAGGAAAAGAGAUUUUUACAAGUUCAAUUUCGGAUUCUUGCUCUCACAACUACACAUGGCAAACCUUCCUUUGGCUUUCAUCAACGGGGUCUGGGGCACUCCAGCACGAGAACUCAACCAGAUGGACUUUUGCAUGGCACUGGCAAUGAUGUUGCAGUACCUCGCCCUCUAUCUGUUCGUUCUUGACCGCCUUGGGGUACAUUUCUAUUUUGUCUUUAGUCCACGCACUCCACUCGCCUUGUUCAGCUGGACUGCUUUCAUCGGGUUUCAGUUCGCAGGGUUUGCCAUGUGGAAACUUGCCAUUCUGAAAUAUGGAGGAGUGGUGGCAUAG